GUAGUUACGAAGCAGUAAGUCGCUGUUCCAGUAUUCGUGGAUUCAUUAGUAAACUAGGUAAUAUGACGCAAUUUGGAACAUUCGAUUAUAACAACAACAAAGAUGGAUGCUGAUGUGUUGGCUACGUUGAAAAUUCUAAUCAUAGGAGAAAGUGGUGUUGGAAAAUCCAGGUUAAUUUUAGUUUAUGUAUAAAGAAUAUUAUUCAAAUCUCUAUUGUUGGGGUUAAAAUACUGUUUUCAUUUCAAUUCUACAAAUAUGUACUAAUUACAUGCAUUCAGUCACCAAAUUAAUAAUAAUAUAUUUUUAAUAUUUUCAAAUUUUAUAUAAAUUAUAUGUAUUUGAAGUGUAGUGUACGAACUGCAUGUAGUGUAAUGCUUGUAAUGUUUAAAACUAUGAAACUGCUAGCUGUGCAUCUUAUUGGUAUGAAAUCAUCCUGGUUUAUAGUGAGUUUAAUAUUGUUGUGUUGAUUAACAUGCAGUUAUAUUGAAUUAUAAUGUUUAUAUAUGUGCCAGUCUAUUCACAGUAUUUCCGUCUUUAACUAAUUGAAACCCAAAUCUUUUCCUUCCUGAGUGAAAUAAUAAAGUACUGUGACAUUGGAGCACAUUGCAGCAUAUAAAGCGCUUGGGCAACAAUCGGCAUACACAGAGACCUGUCUAUAUCAUUAUUUAUUAAAACUCAAGAGCUGGGGGAAAAUAGACCCCUUUUUGUUGUAAGAAGAUCAAAACACCUAUACAUUACAUCACAAGUAGAAUCUCAGGGGAAAAAAUCAUAUACAACAUUUGCUGGAUUAAUACCUGGCACCAGGCAUGGAAAAGAAGAAAUUCGUUCAUGUCAUUACCAUCACAAAAAAUAACAUCAUUCCCAACUUGGCCUUGUAGCUCAGAUAUAGACGGCCAGCCAACCUCAAUAAAAGUGUCUCUAAAAUGCCAUUGAUGGCAUUUUUGUUACAAGCUGGCAACUGGCAUUUUCUUAUAGCUUCGACACUGGAGAACAAUGUUUGAUAGGUUGCCACCUCUGAUAUUGGCUUUAAUUUGUAUAGGUAAUCAUGCGAUGGCGAGUACAAUUAGGGAUAAUAAUAGUACGAGUGAUGUUUGGAAAUUUUGCCAAAAUUGGACAAGCCGCCGGGGCGAGUCCAAUUUAGCAAAUUUCCAAACAUCACGAGUACUAUUAAUCCCUAAUUGUACGAGCAACAUUGCAUGAUUACUUGUUUAUUAUUAGCAUAUGACAAAAUUGGAUACUUCUCCGUGAACAUCAUAUUCUCUCGCCAAAGCCCAGUCCUGCCAGACUUUCAACCAGAAUUUGGUACUUUUGUUCGUAUAUUCAUUUAGUUCUUUUGUUAAAGAAAAAUUUGGUGCUUUUGUUCGUAUUUUCAUCUAGUUACUCAAGGGCAAUUUCAUUUCACAUUUGUGUUCAAAAUAUACUUUUCCACCAUUUUGGGAAAAUCCUUAAUUGUACUGCAGUACAAUUAAUGAAAUAAUUGUAUUCCUCUCAACCAAUCCACAUCCAGUAAUUUUGUCAUGCUAAUAAUAAAAAGUGAAACAUUUUGAGAAUCUGAAAACUUUACCUAUUAAAUUGCUAUACUUACUAAACUGUGAAAUUUGAAACCAACUUUCAGCAAAAAUCACCUAAGUAUAUAAUCAGAAAGUUCGAAAAAAGUAGCUAUAGAACUUAAGUGAGAAGUGUGAAUUUAUAACCCUGUUUUGAGUUACAGGCGCUUAAAGUUGCUAAAGAACAGCUUUUGUGGCGUCACUCACCGCAUUUUACCUCAUUUUCCACAUUUUUAAGUGUUCUGUGUUCAUAACUCAAAUUUGGUUAAAUAAAUCGUAUUACUCAUUUAAAUGUCUUAUAUAUACUUUUUUAUGCUCUUUCCAACUAUAUAGAUGAUGCUAAUUUAAGUGAACUUCAAAUGUCACAUUUUUUGGGAGUAUAAUAAUUUAAUAGGCAAACUUUUCAAAUGCUUGUUGUUUGCUUGAAACAAAAAAUGCCAUUGACAGUCGUAUUUUGAUCAGCUGGCUCAGGCUGGCGGUCUAGGAAGGUAGAGCGUCAUUCAUGCCUCAUCUCCCAACAUCAUUAUUUUAGAUAGGUUGUUAGUAGAUCUAUGCAGUAUUCAAACACAAAUUUAUAUACAUUUUUAGACCUACAGUAGCUACCCAGGAGCAGUUGGGGAAAAUGUAACUAUAGGCCUGGCAGGAACGAACCUGAGGCCCUGUGAUUCCUGUAUCGCGGGGCUGCAGGACUCGAUUUUGCUGGGUCGCAGAUUUGAUUCCUAUGAGAGGGCCCACGGUUGCAUUUUUUGCAACUGCUCUUGGUUAGGUGUAAAAAUGUAUGUAAAUUUGUGUACAAAUACUCCAUCUGCAAUCAACUCACCUGCUAAUAUUUCCUACAAACAAAAUGCCCAAAAUAUUGGCAAUGGAUGCAACUAAUGCAACAGCAGAACUCUAUGCUUUCCAAAACAUGUUGACCAUGCAACUACUGUAUGCACAACUUCAUUGAAAAACACCUUUGCAUGGUGAUAUGAACCCCUGGUUAAAUAUUAUUUUAUUAUUUUAAAGUCUGUUAAAGCACUUAAGUUGUAAUAGAUGUGUGUAUAAUAGUUUGGGUCAUGCAAGUGUCAAAUAAUGUGAUUGUUUGUUAUGUGUUUUUAUGUGAACAAUUAUGCUCUAGCCUAUAGUGAACAGUUACUCUAUAGUCAUGUUUUCGUGGAAUUUGUUACUUAGUUAGUUACACGACCACAUCAGCUAUGCUGUAAAAUUAUCAUGUUAAAAUAAAUGCUUUUAUUAUUAUUAUUAUUAUUUAAAAAUUGUACUAUAUAUUUGUUGUUUGUUAUUAUUGUUAUAAUGCAUGUGUAUGUAUAGUUAUUAUUGAUUCAAGUAGACGGUUGUGAAUUACCUUAUAUAAGUGAGAUUUACAAUUGUAUGUAACUUUAAAAAUUCAUUAAUAAAGUUUCCAUUAUUAUUAUUAUUAUUAUUAUUACUAUUAUUAUUAUUAUUAUUAUUAUUGAUCAGUUACGUCCAGACCUUCUCUUGGCAAUUGAAAAUAAAGUUUUAUAUGUUUUGGAACUGACUGUUGGCUUUGAAACAAAUCUUAACUCUAACUCAGAUCAAAAACAUAAAAAAUAUCUGCUGCUUAAUUAUUUCAGAUCAAGAAAGUAACUAUGAUAAGGUAUGUAUCCAUAAGCUAGCUCGCUAGGCGUUUUUGGUCAAUCGACGAACACCUUAACUGAUAUGCUCAAGGAACUGAAGUUCGAUGAACAACAAUUAAAUACAUUAAAAAGAAAAUCAUUGCUAUUUGUAUUCGCACAUCAUAUUAUGUAUUCUGUCAGCAAAACAAAGACUGGACUAGCCCAGAGCUUCUAAAAUUUUGAACAAUAUUAAAUUCCUUAUUUUUGUAAAUUUAUAUAAUCCAAAUAUUUUUCAAGUAGUCAUCGAUAAACUACCUCUAUGAGCGAGGUUUAUCAAUGUAAAUAUAGUUUUAUGGUAUAUUAUGAAAUAAAUAAAGUUUCUAUUAUUAUUAUUAUUAUUUUAACUCAUCAAAUUUCUUCUUUUGUUCAUAUAGCUUACUUUUAAGAUUCGUUGAUGAUACAUUUGAUCCAGAUUUAGGAGCCACUAUUGGUAAGGUCCAUGAAUUGAGACCAGUGCUCAUUAAUAUGUUAGUGCGUACUUUACAAGUAAAACUCAUAUCAGUUGAAAAUGUGCAGGUUGCAAAAUCCAUCAUAUUUUAGUUUUUGAGUGUUCAAUAUUUUUAAGAUGUGACUACAAACUUCAAAAUGAUAUGUGCCUGAUUGUGACCAAAUAAUUAUGCUAGCUUAGUAUUUCUAAACAUGUGGACCAUUAGUUAACUUCAAGGUAGAUUUUAAUUAAUUAAUUAAUAAUUUUCAACAAAGUAAUUGGCUAUUUGACAAAAAUCAUGAAAAUUUAUUUGUAAUGUAUGCAUCAUACUUCAUUUAUGAUUUUAGGUGUUGACUUUAAAAUCAAGACAGUUACUAUAGAUGAUAACAGAGUCAAAUUGGCAAUUUGGGUUAGUAUAUAUUAUAAACAGCUGCUGUUUUGGGUUUCGAGCAUGAGCUUGGAUUUCACAAUCUAGGAAAUUUAAAUAAGAUUGUUGAAGAGCUCCGUAGAUACAAAUGUGGUACCUUAAGCCGGUUUUCCACUUCGCCCGUAUCGUACCGUAACGUAUCGGUGAGCAUGCGCAGACUGAAAAGAGGUUUAUAAAUCCACGUACUUCCUGGUGUAUUCGCGUAUCAAAAUAAAAAGUCAAGUCAACAUUCACGAAAUUUUGAAAUUUAAAAACGUUUUCGCACGUUACGGUACGAUACGGGCGAAGUGGAAAACCGCCUUUAGUCGGGUGAGUCAGCAGAGGCGUAAACCCUGGGGAUUGAGACUGUAAUUUGUUGGGCAAAAAUACAUUGAAAUUAUGUUGAGUAAUAACAUAAAAACCUAGAAAUCCAGUUUCUGGGGGGAGCAUACUUGCAUGUGCCUACGCAUCAUUGUCUCUAGACGGGACCAGGUACACUACGAAAAAUAACGUAACAUAGGCCUGAGGACGAGAAAUGUGCCUUCGACGCUACCCCUGUGGACCCUCAUAAAUUUUAAAUUUUUCCCCAGUAUCAUUACAUUCUCUUCCAACCACACCCUUUUAUCGGGCAAAACGUAGCCACACACCCCUAAUGUUUAUACCAAGUUUACGUCCCUGUAAAUCGGUCGUUGUUCACGCCUAUCCAUUUCAUGUUCGUUUGGUGAGUUCUGCGGCUGUUUUUGGAAACGGUUCAUUAAAACCGGUCAUACGAAGAUGCGAGUUGCAACUCUCGCUCACGUUUGACUGCCGCCAAAUCUAUCCGACGCUCAUUCACUCUCGUGAACUCGCAUCAUUAACUUUGAGCUGCUGCAAAUUGUAAUGAUAGUUGAUGAAAGUUUUUGCUACACAUGAUAACAAGUGCCAUAUGCAACCGCGCUUGUUCUCGCUGAAAGUCGAGAAAACUCUAAAUGCAAACUUUCACUUUCCUUCUCUCAUGAAUUCUUACCUUCGUUUGAGCAGGGUUUAAAUUAAAGAAUAACGUACCUUGACGUCUAGGCUGUGCGUGUGUGUUGGUACGCUCCAGUAAGGGACCGGUCAUUAAUUACAGGGGAGGGAGGGGGCUGGUGGAAAAAGAGGGGGGUCAGAUAUUUUUGUGCAUGAAAAAGGGGGGGGGGGGAAUUUUUGUGCAAUAUAAAUAUCUGCCCCGCAUGACCCCGUCGUACUAUAAAAUCUACAGAUAAAAAUAGAGAGCAGUAGAACAUUAUUACUGUAGUAAACUCCAACACAACACCAUUUAUUUAAACUGAUUUCAACAUAAACAUGUACAUUGGAACAGCUGUUAACUCCAUAAAUGGUAAAGAAUAUAUAAAUAUACUAGGGCAUAGUUGCCAACUCUCACAGAUCCACCAUGAGCAUCACGGAUUUUACUAAAACCUCACAGUGAGCUUGUUAAUAUCUCACGGGUUCUUAGAUAUGUUGGCUUUGUUGCAUAUUUUAACUAUUAAGAGUGACUUUUCAUUUGCAUCAAAUUUAACAUAAAACUUUUUUCUUCUUAAAAAAUUCCCGCCAUUAAGCCAAAAAUAGAUAAUCAAAACAUCACUUCAUGCAACCUCGUACUUGUGGGUAUUCAACAAUAUGGUUUUGUAUAUCUAAAUAAAAGCUACCAAAAGUUGUGUGUAUAAGGUAUAGAAGACUCUGAAAAUGCCAUUUCCAACGAUCUAGAGACUCCAUACUUUCAAAAUCUCACGGAUGUUUUUUCCCAAAGUUGGCAACUAUAUGUUAGGGUAGUAUGAUUAAAUGUGGCUUCAUUUUAUAAGAGGGGGGGGGGGGUCAAGUAUAAUUGUGUUAACCUCAAGGGGGGGGGGGCAACAAAAUUUUAGCAUCUAAUUUUUCAUUUCCACCACACACCCCCCCCCCCUCUCCCCUGUAAUUAAUGACCGGUCCCUAAUUCACAAAAGCUCUAAGGACGUAAGGACAAUGUGCAUGACUGGUACGAAAUAGCUUCAACCGAAGGAUAGUGUUCCAAUUGCGUUCCUAAAGUACAUGUCGCGUUUCAAUGCGCUCGGAGCCUCGGACCAUGAGUUUCGUACGGACUCGAAAAAGGGCGCCUAAAGUAUUCACGCCAAUACUUGCCGUUUUAAUUGCGACAUGUAACGUGAUGUUAGAAACGCGACGCGAACGCAGUGCUAGAAGAUUUAUGCGCAUUGUUAGUCUUAUUUUUACCUUGGUAUUAGACUAUCCAAUGUUAACUCACUUCAACAGAGUUAUUAAAUCUUAUUUGCACAUGCAGCUAAACAUCUUUUUUGCCGGUUCUGACAGUAUUUGUCGGUGAUAUCUAAAAAAGGAUCUCGGGAUCGACUGCUAACUUGUUUUUGUUAAAUUAGUCGUUUUGAAAUAUUAUCUCUUGUUCAUAUAGGAUACCGCAGGGCAAGAGAGAUUUAGAACUUUAACACCAAGUUAUUAUCGUGGUGCACAAGGUUGUAUCUUAGGUAAGAACUAUUUAAAACUACACUUUUGACCAUUGUUAAGGUCGAAAUUCCUCGCCAAUAACCAGUGAUCAUUCGUGAACAAGUAGUCCAGUAAAUGAUCCCGUAUUCGCCGUCUUGUGUGCAGAAAUAUCCAUCGUUUGCUUACUUUGGUUACAAUUGCACACUCGGUAAUUUUCAUUUUCUCUUUCCUUAGUAUACGAUACGAGCAAUCGGGAUUCUUUCAACAAGUUAGAAGAAUGGUUGAAUGAAGUGGAAGUAUAUUCAACGAAACGCGAUAUCAUUAAAAUGUUAGUUGGAAAUAAAAUAGAUAAGGUGAGCAAAACUAAAAUCACAAUGCCGUAGGUUUGCAUGGCGAUAAAAUAUAUUAAUGUUUUUCAUGGAGCAUGGACAUGAUGUUUCCCACCAAACAAACAGUUAAAAAAAAAGCAAUUCCAAAAGUGGCUUUUGUACUGAGGACGAGGAUGUUAGACCGUUGGCCCUAGGAGAACUUUAUCUAUUGUAUUGGGUGAUCGUUUACUUACUAACCAAAAUUAACUGGAGUAAGCAAAAGCUAUCUGUGAUAACCUACCGUAUGCAUACUGCAGGUGGAUUUACUUUAAUAGUUAACAAUUAUUCACCGAAGUGGAGGUGAAUAAUGUAAGGAUAUUCACCGAAACAUAUAGCGUAGCCAUCACAAAGCAAAAAUAACAACAAUUUUGUAUUCAGCUCCCGUAAUAGUUGUAACUGAACAAAGCAGUAUUUACACGCUUUCGGCAAUUUUGUCAUUUUUAUUUAUUAGAAAUAGCUUUUAAUUAAAAGAAUACCUCUACACAUUGCUAAACAAAACAUUGUGGGUUUCUUCAUGUUUGGCGAAAUUGCAGCUUCGUUUAGUACGAAAAUUUGCUCGUCUGUAACCGCAACGAAACGGAAAGCCAUUUUGUUUUUAUCCAGAGGUGAAUACUGCAACAAAAUACGGAGAUGAGCAAUGGUCAGUAUAGCGUGACCAACCCGACGAUUUAGUCCCACUCCACUAUGCAAAUAUUUUUGUGUUUAUUGACUGUGAAAACAAUCAAUUUCUAAAGAAAUGAAUUAUGAUAAUCAAAUUUUGAAUUUGCAUAGCGGGACUAAAUUGUUGGGCUGGCUAGGCCAGAUCUCGCAUCUAUUUUCUCUACGUAAAUUUCUCAUCCUCAGAUCAGGUUUUCUUUCACUAAAUACAGGAUAAUCGUGAAGUAGAUCGACAAGAAGGAAUGACGUUUGCAAGGAGAAACAAAAUGUUAUUCAUAGAAUGUAGUGCGAAAACAAAAGAUGGCGUGCAGUACGCAUUUGAAGAGCUCGUCGAAAAGGUCAGUUUUAUUGAAUUAUAUUUUAAAUUUUUAAGAAUUUUUUUUUUUGUUAUUUUUGUGUCUUUUAUGUAUUUGUGAUGCUGCACUACUUCAAAAUGUCCUGAAUAUUUAACAACUACUCACCAAAGUGGAGGUGAAUAGUGCAAGGAUUAGAAGUAGCUUUAAAGAAUGCCUCUACACACUGUUAAACAAAACUUUGUCAGUCUUUCUUCGUGUUUGGCGGAGCCCCAGCUUCGUUUAGUAAGAACUUUGCUCGUCUGUCACUGGGACAAAACGGCCCUGAUGUGAGCCUGGGUACGAGGUUGGGGUAUCCAGAGUUGAGCAACCAAUCAAAUUGCGCGAAAAGCACUAUCCACCUCCCGAGUAUAUGCUACAAAUGUCUAUUGUUCAGUAAUUUCUUAAAGUGUAGGAUCCAGUGGCUGAAAGGCGGAACUCCCCCCCCCCCACGCCCCAACCUUUAUGAAAAAUAGACAGUCUGUCGAAACGUUUGACUUAAUAAGGUUAAAAAGUGAUGGAGGUAAUUUGCUUCCUCCGAAAAGAAGUGAUUUUCACCAUUGAUAUAGUAUAAUGUAUGGUAUUAUUCCGGGUAGGCGCACUGUAUUCAUUAAAAUAUGGAUUGUGUUUAUUUAAAUACUCUCAUUUUGACGUAAUAAGUGUUCUCGUCUUUAAGAUAAUCCAAACUCCAGGAUUGUGGGAGAAAGACAGUCAAACGUCAGGAGGUGUUGAUCUUUCCAACACUGGCAAUUCAGUCGUCCAGGGGUGCAGUGGAUAUUGUUCACUGACGUAAAUAUUGAAUUUACUGUCAUAUAUACGUUUAAAAUUAUCCAAUGACGUCAAAUAUUACUGCUUGGUUUGUACCGGUUUUAGCAUUUGGCACAUUUAAAACUUAGAUAAAUAGAUUCAUUAUUUAAUACAUUUGGCAACAUAUUAUAAACAAUUAAAUAUAUAACUCAGAUUAGACUAUCGUGUAUAGGGUAUUAGAGAGUUUGAGCAAGACAACGAAGUCGACGACGACGACGUGGUUGACAAUUUUUGCCUGUCUUGCACAUUACCUUGCGCAUUCUGAGUUUAGAGUCAGGAGUGAAGACAGGUUAGAGAUUCAUGUCUAGCUGUUUGUGAAUGCUGACCCAAAUCCUUACCCUAAUCAGGAUAAAACAGCGAAACAUGAAUCCAUAUCCCGUCUUCGUUCUUUUGCCUUCGUUCACAACAAAUAUUUUGGCAAAAUUCGUUGUGAACUUCGUUCUUCACGAAGGCAGAAGGACAAAGACGGGAUAUAGUUUCAUGUCUCGCUGUUUUUUUGUGGAUCAGAGCAAGAAUUAUGGUCAGUAUUCAUAAACAGCGACACAUGGGAAGACACGUUGAGCAACCACCAGUGACGUCCAACUCAGUAUGCGCAAGAUAACGUGCAGACGGCAAAAAUUGUCAAGUAUGCUUUCGUUUUCGUACUUCGUUGUCUUGCUCAAACUCUCUAAUUGUAAGCCCGGUACGGCCGAGCAAUUGUUCCUUGACAGGUUUCCAUGAUUAGCUUUAUCUAUUUUUAUACGUAAAACCAAGAACUGAACAAAUUUUCCUUGUGUGAAAGAUAGUCCAGCUUUUUUUUUCUUCGCGGUCAUCCUGCUUCUGCAUGGCGUUAAGCAAAGAGAAAUUGCAAGGAAUACCGUCGAAGUUUUGUCGUACGCGCGAGAAAAGGCGACCAGGAGAACUUGUUGAACGUAUACAUGUACACACAUGUCAACUUGCAAAGAAACAUGUCAAGAAAAACUUGCUUGUCUGUGAGACUAGUCUUCCAAAGCUACCACAGUCGUUCACGAUUAAUAUUGUUGUACUGUAUCUGUCUUGACAUUGUCUUGGUUUAGCACUCAUCAAAAUCAUCCAACUGUGAUGGAAUUAAUAAUUCCUGCAAAACCUUUAAUCACCAAGUUAAGUUUAGAAGAAAAAUCGAUGUCUUGGUGAUUCAGUGCCGAACAUCGAUCGCAUUAUUAUUUGUUUUGAACGGAAAAUUUAUCGCCAAAGAUGUUAAAGUGAACAUGACAGAACUCCCCCCCCCCCCCCGUUUUUAUGCAGUACUUUAAACUACUUUGAAAGUUAUAAAGACUUUUUCCCCGCUCAUCUCGUUAUCAGACAUUUUGUAUGAGAACUUGUAAGAACGAUAAUAAUAAAUGGAAAAAAAUUCCUGUCUAUUUUGUUGAAAGCAAAGAAUUAGACAAAUAGGACAGAGAGUCCUGGUAACUGGUGUGUUGCUAAGACAACCACAUAAAGACACGUUCUAAAAUGUUUGCUUAGACGCACUUACUAACUGUAUCAUAUUUCGUUUAAUUUCGUUGAAUCACUUCUGAGAUAUUAGACUAGUGUCGUCAAAAUACAAAAUGCCCAAUAACUUGGGAACGAGAUGAGCUGUGAAUAUUUUUUUACGGCUAUUCGCAAUUUUCAAGGUACUUUCAUGUGCACUUAGUAUAUGACUGUUGAAUUUUUAGAACUCCCUCUUCGUUGCCUGUGCAUGCUGGAAGUGUGAUACACCCUUCCAGAAAGUACGUCAUCUUGGCUAUAGAGCCUCGUUUUUGUGAUUGAGACACGUUGAGCUUUAACUAAUCUCACACAUGGCCGGAUUUUGAUGGGAGGCGUGGGGAGCUGUGCACCUCCCCUGAGAUCGUUUUGCACCUCCCCUGAGAUUUUUUCACCUCCCCUGAAAUUUUUUUCACCUCCCCUGAAAAGUCAUGCACCUCGUCUUGGGAAAGGUUAACUGAUAGAUCAAAGUGAAAUUUUUAUGCGUUGUUUAGAGUCUACACUUCAUCAUCUCUGUGUCAAGUAUCCUUUUAAAGGCGGAGUUCAGCCUUUUGAAUGAUGGUUUUUAAGGCGAGUUUCAGCCCUUUUAAUUGAAAAAACUAACUAGGAAAAUCAAUUAUACAUAAUUCAAGAUCAGGAAAAAUCAAUAUUUUUAACAAUAAAAAAUGUUUUAAAUUGCUAAUCUUGAAUUAUGCUUAAUUGAUUUUCCUAGUUAGUUUUUUCAAUUAAAAGGCUACAUUCUAAGUCCUAACAUUCCAUGAGGGCCGUGAACUAGACGCUGCACCUCCCCUAAAUAUGUUUCCACCAAAAUCCGGCCUUGAUCUCACAUGAACCAGGCUCUAUAGCCCAGAUGACAUACUUUCUGGAAGGGUGUAUUGCAGGAAGCAUUACCCAUUGCAAACAAAGCUCACAGUAUACAAUUGUACUGUUUAUUAUUCGGCAUAUAUUUUGUAUUUGUGCAUUUUUGACAUUUAAAAACUAUAGAAAAUAAAUAAUGUAAUAUCUGUACAGAAGUAGACAUUUAAAAUGUUCCUGUGGUUUUGUAUUUAAAUGUAUUUCUGUUAGUGGUAUAUUUAUUGUAUAGCAACGAUAGAUGAUUAGGUAUAUUACAAACUGCAACCAAUCGGUUCUAUAUUAGUAAUAACACGAUUUGGGUAGUACAAUAAUCAUACAGUUUGCAGUCAUAUUAUCGAAGUUGUUAUUUGUCCGGUCACGGAAACCAAAGAGCUUCGGCUAUUUGUCCAUGAAUUAAUUUGAUUGGUUCAUUUAAAUGGCAAGCGGUUGUUUUCACACAAUAAAACCG
Molecule: messenger RNA, 11411 nt
Organism: Paramuricea clavata
Lineage: Eukaryota; Metazoa; Cnidaria; Anthozoa; Malacalcyonacea; Plexauridae
Source: the annotation of a GenBank genome assembly